CUCUAUCCUCUCGUUGGAGGAAAUGAAGACUUCGGGUGAAGCGUUCUGUGUGCGGGGCUGAUUGUACACGCCGGGAGGUGUUGUGUGCUGAAUAUUGCACCUUACCAUAUGGCGGUGUGCUGAGAGCACAAGACCUUGAUGUGCAUGUAGACUCGCUGGAAGAUGGUAGGUCCAGAGGGUGGCUGCCGCAGCGUCCUUGUCCGUAACCAACAGGUAACCCGGGCUGCAGACAAUGUCUGAGAAUGGCAGCAUCAAGCUAGUGGUGACAGGAGAUGACUUUGGCUACUGCCCUCGCAGAGAUGUUGGCAUUGUUGAAUGUUUCAACGCUGGCGCCAUUACUAACGUUUCUCUUAUAGUGAAUGGCAGCAAUGCAGCUUGUGCGGCAGACCUGGCACGCAGGCAUAAUAUCCCUAUUGGUUUGCACGCUAAUCUCUCAGAAGGAAUACCAGUAUGUAAAGAAUUACGCCAAGAACAAUGUAAGAGCUCUACUCUUAUCAAUGCUCAAGGAGUCUUUCUUGGGAAAAUGGGUAUCCGAAAAGCACUUGCGCAAGGGCUACUUAGCAUGUCAGAGGUCCGUCAAGAAUUGACUGCCCAGGUGAAGCUGUUUCGGGAGUUGACUGGACAGAACCCUCAACACAUGGAUGGACAUCAGCAUGUUCAUGUCUUACCAAAAAUCAGGGAGGAGUUUGCGCAAGUUCUGAGUGAGUAUGGUAUACCUUACACGCGUGUUCCUGUAGAAGUAGGAUUGCGCAGAUGUCACUGGAUCAAGAAGGAACUGAUGGAGUUUUACAGAACUGUGGAGGAAGAUGCAUUAAAUACUGUGGAAAUCUUUAGAAGCCAUGGGAUUCGGUGGCCUGAUGUAUACAUUGGUCUAAGUACCAUGGGAGAGAACAUGACAAUAAAGAAUAUUGACCGAGCCAUCGAUUACAGCGUUCAGUCUCUUCGCAACUGUCUGACACAACAAAGUUCACUGUACAGUCUAACUUCCAACUCCAGCACCAGUAUUGAACUGAUGACCCACCCAGGCUACCCCAGUGUAUUAUCAGAAGGGGGCUGCGGAGAGGGUCCUGAUGACUUUUCUCAGUCUUGGGAAAGAUUACAUGAAAUGAAAACUCUUAAAGACCCAUUAUUGCAUAGUUAUUACAGUGAAAGAGGUGUACGCCUGUGCGCGUUCAGAGACCUUUGAUUAUUGACCUAAUGGUGUAUCCUCUGUUGAGCAGCACAUUGGAACAGAGAAAUUACUUUGUUCUUAAAAAAAUUUAUAGAAGAGAAGAAGAUAUCCAGCGCUUGACUUGGGAACAGGUCUUUAUUAUAUAGCCGGGGUAGGCAUACAGGUACAUGGAUAUAUGACGCGUUUCGGCUUGUAUCACCAAGCCUUAGUCAUACCAUACCUGUAUGUCUACCCUGGCUUUAUAAUAAAGACCUGUUCCCGAGUCAAGCUGGAUAUCUUCUUCUCUUCUAUUAUAUGGGCGUAGUCUACGCCAGUCUGUGCGCCUGCUACAGAAGGUGAGCUGAUACGAACUUUGCUCUAUAAAAUAAUUUUAUGGUACUUUAUUUGUUGUUCAAUACAUAAUAUUCAGCAAAGAAUGAUUUGUUUUUGGAAAUUGCCUGCAAAUUCAGUCUAGAACGUGUAGCAAGUUAUGAAGAACUCAAGUCCUUAACCUUACAGUAUAUUUCAUCCAACAAAAAUCCCAUAUUUCAGAUACGCCAUGCAUUGUGCAAUCUUGUUUGUUGAAGGAACAGGGAGCAGAAUACUUUUGCUGACAGUUUUUGCUACAUGUUUCACAUUAAAAAAGUGCCUUAUUUUGUGAGAUGGGUUGUUUCUGUACCAAAGCCCCAGAUGAUGAUUCCCCAAGUUCUCUGUGCUUAGGUUUCAGUGUAAUGUGGUGGUCACCUUGCUGGAGAUGCAGACAAUUUGUAGGGUCUUAUAAUUUGCAUGCGCUGUUUAGAUCUAAACUCAGGAAUAAUUAAGGGUUUGCCCUUAGCCGUAGUUUGAGAACAAACUAUGAAGUUACAACUGCGUACUUCAUUCUAAUGAUUGGUAGGGGUCUGACACUCAGACCCUGACUGAUCAAAAGUUUUGACAUGUCUCUGUGACAUGUUAUACAUGGACACUUUAAGGUUACAUAUUCCUUAGUAAAUAGUCAGCUGACCUUGCCAAUAUCAGCAGGACAGGUAAAGCUUUUCUGUAAGGGGGCCUCCUUAUUCUCCCUCGACAGAUGAUGUAUGUUCACACGUACUGUGUAUGCUGAAGAUUUUAUGGUGUAAAAGUGCUGCAGCUAGAAGUUCACUGAAAGUACAUAUGGAUUUAUGAGAGGCCAAACCCAUUUAGUGUUUUUUUUUUUUCUUUGGCCUUAAUUCACUUAUCUUUGGUGUUUUUCAGCGAUUUAGACUCUAGUUGUUAUGGGGAAAAAAAUGCCAUGUGGCUUUAUCAUUGGCGUUUUUUCCCCCCCUCCAUUUCUUCAAUAUAAAUCCUUGAGGAAAGAAUCAUAUGACUUAUGAUAAAAAUUCCAACCUUAAAACCCACUAUUUUUAAAAAUCCGAUAUCUUGGGAGUGUGAAAUGGCGUCAGUUUUUUGACCAUUUUCACCAACUGGAAACUUAGCCAUAAAGGGGUACUCCACCCCUAGACAUAUCCCCCCAAAGAGUAGGGGAUAAAAUGUCUGAUUGCAAGGGGUCCCUCUUCUCUCCCUCCCUCCCUCCAUCUCAAUCUCUGGACAGCACCCAGCAUUCUAAACAGUAUGUUCAGAACGCUGGGUUCCCGUGACGGGGGGUCGUGAUGUUGUGACAGCCUUUGCAUGGGGGAUAAGAUGUCUAGGCGCAGAGUACCCCUUUAAAGGAGUAUUCCAGGAGUCGGAUGCAUUUUUUUCUUUCAAAGACAGCCCCCUCCUUGUCUCCACUUUGGGUGUGGUAUUACAACUUGCUCUAUUCACUUCAAUGGAACUGAGCUGCAGAACCACACCCAACCUGGAGACAAACAGCAAGAGGUCUUUGAAAGUAAAAAGGCCUGUUUUUUGAUUCCUGGAAUACCCCUUUAGGGUACGUUCCCACACGGCGUAUUUUGCUGCGUAUUUGGUGCUGCGUAUUUUCCUACCCAUUGACUUCAACAGAGAAAAUAAAAUACGCAGCAAAUAUGCCAUGUGGGAAUAUACCCUAAAGGUUACUCAAAUCCUAGCCCUUGGGGUAGGAGUUCCUCUUUCAUCAGACAGCCAAGCACAUCUGUGCAGGCAUUAGACCAGAAUGCUGUAAAAAUAUGGAGGAAUAAACUAAGACCUUUUACUGACUGCCAUAAAAAUCAGUAGUAGCCAUUUGCAAUAAUCUAAAAGGGGUACUCUGGUGGAAAACUUUUCAACUGGUGCCAGAAAGUUAAACAGAUUUGUAAAUUACUUCUA
Molecule: messenger RNA, 3391 nt
Organism: Hyla sarda
Lineage: Eukaryota; Metazoa; Chordata; Amphibia; Anura; Hylidae
Gene: YDJC
Product: YdjC chitooligosaccharide deacetylase homolog
Exons: 7
Coding region: 233-1186 (317 amino acids)
Biological process (GO): carbohydrate metabolic process
Molecular function (GO): deacetylase activity
Source: RefSeq, a predicted model, not a curated record